GUAGUGCAGUGCUUUGAAGAGUCUACAAUACAUCAGCAAUGCCUGAGAACAUUUACGAAGAUGUGAACCACAUUAUGGAGCUUCAGUGUUCCGAGGAUGCGUAUGUGAAUAUUUUUGCGAAUGCCGAUGCUCUUAAAUAUCACAAUACCAACACUGAAAGGGAGAACAGCAAAACAACGAAGAACCCGCAAGUUCAACACACAGGAAACAACUCUACCUGGAAAAGAUGUUACACAGUGACUGCAGUGUGUGUGGGGCUGCUGUGUGUUCUCCUGCUGACCGCCAUAAUAGUGCUGUCAAUCAAACUGAGCAAACAGAAUACAGAAUACAACAACCAGACAAUAGAGACAAACCAGUUACAGACCAGAUACAACAACCAGACAAUAGAGACAAACCAGUUACAGAAACAGAAAGAUUCAUUUCAGAAGAAAUUGACCAGUGUGGGAUGGACUUUGUUUCAGUCCAGCCUUUACUAUAUCUCAACUGAGAUGAAGAACUGGACUGAAAGCAAAGAGGACUGCAGAAAAAGAGGAGCAGACCUGGUGAUCAUAAACAGCAAAGAGGAACAGACUUUUGUGGAAGAGUUCAACAAGAAGCGUGGUAAUUAUAUUGGUCUGAGUGACCGUGACAAAGAAGGCACUUUUAAAUGGGUGGAUGGAACGGCACUGAACACUUCGUACUGGUCAAGUGGAAAUCUCUUUUCAGAUUUGGAUGACUGUGUUGUAGCUGGGCUUAACGGAUCUAAAGGAUGGUUUGACAGACCUUGCAGCGAAACGUACUACUGGAUCUGUGAAUAAAUUUCUCAGAUAUCAACAUUAGACUAUCAUUACUUACAAUUACACAUAUAGCAACUGUAACCAUACUAUUCAGUAACAACUAUAUAAUCUCCUUUGAAUAAAAAAAAAAUAAAGUCAGAUCCAGUUCAGAAUUAUUUUAUAUGUUAAAAAAAGACAUUAUGAUUAAAUGUAUGGGAGAAAUGUAACAUUUAAAUGGAAUUAAAUUCAUUUUAAUGAAAUAAAAUAAUAUAUACUGUAUAUUUUAACAAAAUAAUGACCAGCACCCGAUGAAGAUUUUAUAAUAUAAAGUUGAGUCCAUAUUCUCUCAACAUACAGAAGAAUAAAGAGAUAAAACAUAAAAUAUUUUGGCAUUCAUAAUUCAGACAAUAACUAAAAAAACAAGUGCUCUGAAAACGCUUUGACAUCUGGCUUUGAAAAGUACAACUUUGCCACUGGUUAUAUUUCUAAUGCAUGUACAUUUUUUUGUUUGUGUUUGCAUAUUCAUAUGUUACAUUUCAUAUGCAGGUUUAAAAUUUAUGUUGGGGAGUUUUACAGCAAAAUAUGGUGUAUACACAGUACAAAACAUCAAUUUGCAUAUGUGCUGAUGGUGAAUGGUUUUAUUUACAUACUCGUGAAUAAAAUAAUAAAUAAGUGGU
This is a messenger RNA of Tachysurus vachellii, 1432 nucleotides long. RefSeq names its product CD209 antigen-like protein C. The record is from RefSeq and is a predicted model, not a curated record. NCBI's taxonomy places the organism in Eukaryota, Metazoa, Chordata, Actinopteri, Siluriformes, Bagridae. The transcript has 5 exons. Bases 39 to 797 code for a protein of 252 amino acids.